Molecule: messenger RNA, 1671 nt
Organism: Puma concolor (puma)
Lineage: Eukaryota; Metazoa; Chordata; Mammalia; Carnivora; Felidae
Source: RefSeq, a predicted model, not a curated record
AUGGCCCGGUUCGGCUUGCCCGCGCUUCUCUGCACCCUGGCCGUGCUCUGCGCCGCGCUGCUGGCUGCCGAGCCCAAGCCGAAAAGUUGCUCGGAAGUGCGACGGCUCUACGUGUCCAAAGGCUUCAACAAGAACGAUGCCCCCACGCACGAGAUCAACGGUGAUCAUUUGAAGAUCUGUCCUCAGGGUUAUACCUGCUGCUCUCAGGAGAUGGAGGAGAAAUACAGCCUGCAAAGUAAAGAUGAUUUCAAAAGUGUGGUCAGCGAACAGUGCAAUCGUUUGCAAGCCAUCUUUGCUUCCCGUUACAAGAAGUUUGAUGAAUUCUUCAAAGAACUGCUGGAAAAUGCAGAGAAAUCCCUCAAUGACAUGUUCGUGAAGACAUAUGGCCGCUUAUACAUGCAGAAUUCCGAGCUAUUUAAAGAUCUCUUCGGAGAGCUGAAGCGCUACUAUGUGGCAGGAAGCGUCAACCUGGAAGAGAUGCUAAGUGACUUCUGGGCUCGCCUUCUGGAGCGGAUGUUCCGCCUGGUGAACUCCCAGUACCACUUUACAGACGAGUACCUGGAAUGUGUGAGCAAGUACACCGAGCAGCUGAAGCCCUUUGGAGAUGUCCCUCGGAAGCUGAAGCUGCAGGUCACCCGUGCGUUUGUAGCAGCCCGUACUUUUGCUCAGGGCUUGGCAGUUGCGAGGGAUGUAGUGAGCAAAGUGUCCGUGGUGAACCCCACUGCCCAGUGUACCCACGCCUUGUUGAGGAUGGUCUACUGCUCCCACUGCCAGGGGCUCGUGACCGUGAAGCCAUGUUACAACUACUGCUCAAACAUUAUGAGAGGCUGUUUGGCCCACCAAGGGGAUCUUGAUUUUGAGUGGAACAAUUUCAUAGACGCGAUGCUGAUGGUGGCGGAGAGGCUCGAGGGCCCUUUCAACAUCGAAUCGGUCAUGGACCCCAUCGAUGUGAAGAUUUCCGAUGCUAUUAUGAAUAUGCAAGAGAACAGUGUGCAAGUGUCCCAGAAGGUUUUCCAGGGAUGUGGACCUCCCAAGCCCCUCCCGGCCGGCCGGAUUUCCCGUUCCAUCUCUGAAGGUGCCUUCAGCGCUCGCUUCAGACCAUAUCACCCUGAGGAACGCCCAACCACAGCAGCCGGCACUAGUUUGGACCGACUGGUUACCGAUGUCAAGGAGAAGCUGAAAGAGGCCAAAAAGUUCUGGUCCUCUCUGCCCAGCACUGUUUGCAACGACGAGAGGAUGGCCGCUGGGAAUGGCAACGAGGAUGGCUGCUGGAACGGGAGAGGCAAGAGCAGAUACCUGUUCGCAGUGACGGGGAACGGGUUAGCCAACCAGGGCAAUAACCCAGAGGUCCAGGUCGACACCAGCAAAACGGACAUGUUGAUCCUUCGUCAGAUCAUGGCCCUUCGGGUCAUGACCAGCAAAAUGAAGAACGCGUACAACGGGAAUGACGUGGACUUCUUUGAUAUCAGCGAUGAGAGCAGCGGAGAGGGAAGCGGCAGUGGUUGUGAGUAUCAGCAGUGCCCUUCGGAGUUGGAGUACAACGCGACUGACCACUCGGGGAAGAGCGCCAGUGAUAAAACCGGCGGCACCGGUGCCCGCAUUGGGGCGCAGCCCUACCUCCUCGCUGUCUCCUGCAUCUUGUUCCUGGUUAUGCAGAGAGAGUGGAGAUAA